Messenger RNA from Venturia canescens, 1858 nucleotides. RefSeq lists its product as uncharacterized. The record is from RefSeq and is a predicted model, not a curated record. Lineage: Eukaryota; Metazoa; Arthropoda; Insecta; Hymenoptera; Ichneumonidae. The transcript has 4 exons. The coding region runs from base 392 to 1465 and encodes 357 amino acids.
GAGCGAGGAAUAGUUGAGAAGCAGGAAAAUUAAAUUCAUCGGAGAAAAAUGAAGUUGGUCUUAACUGUCUUGGCAGAGGCCGCACAGCAGUGCCGUUUCAUUCGCCGUCGCGGUCGUAACGUCGAUUAAGUGGUCACCAGUCAUUGUUCUGUGUUCCUAAUCUUUCGUCGUUCAUGCUUAAUUAUAGUUCCACUUUUAAAAGUAACGAAUGUGUCUAUAUAUAAAUGUCAACACCCGAGUUAUCGUGGUUGCCAAUUAGGGAUAUUUCCAUACACGUGUCUACAACUUCGAAAUAAGAAACACCAAGUGAAAGAGAGGAAAAGAGGGCGUCGCAACUUCCUGAACGUUUGAUAGAAUAAAAAGGAAACGAAAUUCAACGCUCUUUACAAUUAUGUCGCAAUCAGGCAGAGCCGUUGAGGAAGCAGGCGAUGAUGCUAACAGGCUGCCGUUUCUUCAGUUCAAAAACGGUGGGAUCAGGGUGAACUUCGCCGGCUACCACGCCGAAGCUGGCCUCGGCGGGCUCCUCGGCGGACCCGACGCUAAGGGAGGGUUGUUCGCGAGCGCCGGAACUCCGUGGGGCCCUUCAGCCUCCGCUGGACUCGGAGGUGGUUUGGGAGGAGCCGAUGGUACCGCGACCGGUGGGCUACAUGCGAGAGCAGGCCUUGGCAACGGCGGACCAGAAGCAGCGGCUGGACUCGGCGGAAGCCUCGAUGGAUCGGGGCGGUCUGGCAGCCGGGCACGAGGAGGACUCUACGCCGGUGCGAGCCCCGGAGGGCCACCGGUACUCGCUGGUCUCGAUGGUAACAUUGACCAAAACGGAAGAUCAACCGGAAGUUCGUACGCGUCCAAUGGUUACAAAGCAAAGGUCGCUGUCAAAGGGAGCAACAUUCAAUCCAUUGCACCACCUAAAGAAAAAAAUUACCUGGCCAAAUCCGAGACAAGCGGACCCUCCACGAGUCUUGAAUUUGGACUCCCGGCAAACAACAGAGCUGGACCAUCGAGCCUUGCCGGAGAAGAUGUUGGACAUUCGGGCUUGAAGGAUGCGAAGCCUGCGUCAAAUGACGCCGUAACCGCCGCGGAGGUUCAGGAUGUUGUUGGCAUUCCAUUUCCGGCACGUCGUUACUAUCGCAAACUACUUCGCGGCAAUCCGGCGCGCAAGAAUGUUUUUUACAAGUAUUUUACAACAAACGAUGUACCAACUGAAGUAGCGAGCUCGUAUCAACCUGUUGGCAUCGUCGAACGUCAAAGUGUUGACAAUCAGACGCAUACUUCCGUCGAGCCCGAGCAUAGCCACGUGCCGUAUGCUCCCGCACCGUAUGGCCCCGCACCACAUGCUCCCGCACCGUACCUACCUUACGGCGGCCCUGUGAGGCUAAGGGGCCCAACUAUUUUUGAUGACAUAUUCAACAUACCGAUUUCUACUCUCGCAGCAGUCAAUCAGUUGCUGAAUAACAAGGCUGGAUGAAUCAUACCCCUUGCAUGCAUAUCCUACGUGAUCUCACGUGCGUGACAGACGAUUGGACCAGGCAAAAGUCCAUGAAGACGGGGAUCAUCUUAAAUGGUCGUCUUUUGCUCGGAGCGGCGUUAUAUAAUCAUAAGAAUUGUGGUUUUUUACUCCUGUAUUACUAUUUCACGAUUGUGUAUUAUUUUCAUAUAAUUAUUGUAGUACGUGUGUAGUUUUUCCCAGACUCGAUAUUCGGCGUGCUUUGUUUAGAAUUGAUCGCAUGUUAUAAACACUGUGAAUUGUAAAUGUUGAUGAUAAUUAUUUUGACUCCGAAUCGAACCGGAAAUACUCGGUGGGCUUUUAUCCACGCCUAAAAAUGUGUAGAAGAAAUUAAUUAAAUGCGGGUGAAAAUAA